ACCACGUGUCUCCUACCGGCGUGCUUGUUCCUCCACUGCUCGAUUCACCACUUUUCAUUCCUAAACGAGUCAAACGAGUCAGGGCAGGGAGUGUACUAGCAAGAUGGCGGCGCGGUGGGGUGCAGGCGAGGAGACUUUAACAGUAUGCAAUAUGGACAUUUUUGCUAUGGAUACACUAGACGAGACUGAUGGGCUGAGCUCAGCAGAGACUCUGGAGGCCCUUCAAAACUGCUUAGACCCCUCUCUUCUUUCCAUCUUUGAGGACACUCCAACAAUAGAGACUAAAGGACUAGAUGAGGAAAGUGAAGCCACGCUGCUAACCGCCCUGACUGAGAUCCUUGACAAUGUGGAUGAUGAGAACCUAUCCCCAUUUGACACGCUGCCUGACUCAGACCUGCUGUCAGGUCAAAAGGGCAGGGAACUCUCUCCGCUCAGGAGAUUGCUGUGUCUGUCCCGCUCCCCUCCAGAGAAAGACACACUAUAUAGCGCAAGAGCCAUAUCAACUGGAAAGAGCAUACCUAGGAUGCUGGCGGACUGUCUCCAGAGAAGUGAUGGAGAGGAAGAGGAAGAUGGCUCCCUCACUCUGAGCCCAGUGAGUCACGAUUCAUGUCCUGACAGUGACCUGCUACACUGGGAAGGUCUGACCCUCCCGCUUCCUGUCACCUUUGAGCAGGAGGUUGAAGAUGGCAUUUCUGUUAGCCUCGGCGACUUGGUCAGGCAUAUGCACCCGUACUGUAUGGCCAUUUGUAUGGAGAAUGAUGAGGGGGAACAGAUGUUGCCCGAAGGAGGCAUCUUACUUGAAGUUGUGGACCAGGGUGAAAAUGGAGAACCCAUCCUGGCCAUCCCAGACAUGGAUCUCCCGGUCUCUCUUUCACUGGGAAAAGAAGAGCAGUAUUCAGAAAUUGAGCAGGAAGUUUCAGAUGAAGCAGAAGUGUCCUCUGACAGUUCCGAGCAUAUAGUCGUUGACGAUGAAGAUGAAGCUCCACUUGCAGCCCCUGUGACACCGCAUCUAUGUUCAGAUGUGAAAGAUAAAGUAAUCAUUGAGGGACAGAAGGAAGAGAUAAAGGAGAAAAGCCCCUCCCGGAGAAAAAAGAAAAAAUGCAAGGAACAUUACCAACCCAAACCUGUAGAGGGAAGGGUCCUCAGGAGUGGAACCGUAAGAAACGUGGCACAGGAAUCUAUCAAAAAGCCUAAAAAAAGGUCAGUCAAAGAAAAGAAGAAACACCCAGUUCCAAAGGUUCCUCUUGCCUCAACUCCAGUUUCUUCCUUUGUAAUACCUAAGAAACUAAAUCCAUGCCAAAUGGAAAUCCUCCCUACAACACUAACGCCUAAAAUGAAUGUGCAAGUUGCCACAUCUGUGUCACCCAGACAAGAAACGGCGGUAUUAAAUGGUAGACCUGAGAAAAGUCAGCCUGGCUGUUCGCCCACAACAGUGAGCUCCCAACAGCCCGAUGAAAGGCCUAAACAGCCGUACCGUGAGAAGCUGGAAGUCUCAUUAGCAGUUCCCUCUGCUGUCCUGCCCCCGGUGUCUUCAGAGAGCGCUGCAGCUGCUCCUAGUCCCACAACACCCCAGAUGACACCACCUGUUAGUGAGGCCCUUCCUCCUGCGGCCCCUGUAGUCCCAGAGCCAAAGCCCAAAUCACUCAGUCUAGCAGAGUACCGGCGGCUCCGACAGCAGAAAAAACCAGCUCCGGUGGAAAAACAAGACGACAACAGCACCAAGUGGCCUAGUCUGCCAGAGCUUCCUAAAGAGCUUCCCCUCAUUCCCUGCCUGCCCGACCCCAGCCCCAAGGAUCUUCGUCGCCCCAACUCCCAGGCAGAAGCAGACGAUGUCAGACCUGCUUGGAAGCCAAGGGGACUGUGUGCACCACCCACCCCUGAGGCGCUGUUGGCGCCACCGGCCUACAUGGUUGCCUCAUCCAGCAAGGUUUCCACUGUUGCUGCUGUUUCUAAACCUCAUCAAAUUCCUGGACCUUCCAAACCUUCUCUACCCCAAGACCCCUCAGUCCCUGCCCCAAAUUCAGUUAAGAAUGUACCCGCACAUCAACACACCGCUGCUCAAUCUGCAGUACCUUGUGUGCCUCCGAGCUCUGGGUCUCCAGCUUCUUUAAAAGCUACCACUCAGUUUCUGUCGUCAGCAGAGGGGAGAUGUUCUCCUGCACUUUCGGGAGGGAAGUUUGGCGUUGAUGAAAGGCUCACACCUCAGCCUGCAUCUCCUAAGUCUGUAGAGCUCACUAAAACUACUACAGAGGCGAUCAAAACCACCGCUGCCUCUGUGUCUGUGCCCAGUGUCCCCCAGAAGAUCAUUGUUGUUUCCCAGAAGGUGCUUGACGUUACUGCCCUUAAGUCAUUAAAUAACCCCAUCACAUCUGAUGGAAAGUACUCCAAACCCACUGCCAAUGGUACGCAGCUCAGUUCUUCCCCGGCUACACAUCCCUCAGACUCUCUGAGUCUAAAGACAAAACCUGUUGUACUUGAAACUAAAGAGAAGCCCACUACAGCAGUGAAACCCCAGAGGGUUAAGAGCUCCACACAGGAGCUGAUCGAGGCCUUCACCACUGAGAUAGGUAUUGAAGCUGCUGAUCUGACUAGCUUGCUGGAGCAGUUUGAGGAAACCCAAGCCAAAGAGGAAAAAUGUGUGCCGGAGGUCUCUGGUAGAGCAGCAGCUGUAGGAAACUCGAGUGUUAAGUUGGUUCCAGAGAACACCGUUGUGGAGCGUGUGAGAGCAAAUGACCUCUCGAGUACCGCAGCUUUGACUCCUCCAGCUACUCCUCCCCACCAGAUGUGGAAACCUCUGGCGCCUGUGGCCCUGCUGGGGAAGAGCAAGACCGCUGAGGCCCUAAAGUUGAGCCCCUCCAAGGUUAUCCAGAUAGAAGCCCGGCCUCUGCCCUCAGUCAGGUCCCGCAGCAAGCCCACUCCUGCGGUUGCCACUGUAUCCGCCGAGCUGGCAUGCAUGGACCAUGACUAUUGUCUCCCCAUCAAAGGUACUCCCGCUGGAGAGCCAGGCAAGCGUUGGAAUGUCAAACAGCCAUCUUUCAUCACUAUUAAACCCAUCAAGCAAUCCACUACAACCACUACACAAAUACCCCCAGCUGCCCCGGCAUCGUCUGCCCAGCCAAACACAAAUUCUGAGUUUCCACUGACGGAGCCCUUGGAUCACAGGACUGAUAUGGUGGAGAAAAGCUCUGUCCUGGAGACUCCUGAUGCGUCGCCUGCUCGGCAGCAAACUGAUGCCACUGAUAAAGAAGGAAGCUCCAGGAGAGCGCCUUUUGGGAGGGCCUACCGUCAGCAUGCUGCUUCUCGCACACCCAGCCCAAGAUCUAGUCCCAAAGAGAGGACUGGAGGCCGGUCUAGAAAAAGAUCCCAUCGUUCUCCCAGCCCCAUGUCCGGCAGUUCAGAGUCAGACUCCCAUUCCUCUAGAUCUCGGUCUAGAUCACACUCUCCAUCUAAGAAAAGGUAUCGUCCUCGUCACUCUGAGAGUAGUUCCAGCUCCUCAUCCCGUUCCUCCUCUCGGUCCUCUCCCUCUGUGUCCCGCUCCCCUCCCAGGAGGAGGAGAUACUCGUAUUCCUCCUCUCGUUCUGGCUCUUGGAGUCGCUCCAGAUCGCGGUCUCGAUCGCCUCAGAGACAAGCACAGUGGAGUAGAACCAGAAGAUUGUACAGUCCCUCAUGCAUGUCCAGCUAUGGUCAGAGUGGAAAUACAAAUGUGGAGGUGAAGAAGCGCAAGGAGAAAGCCAUUGAGGAGCGCCGGGUUGUUUACGUUGGUCGCAUUCGGGGAACGAUGACCCAAAAAGAACUUAAAGAGCGCUUCUCUUUAUUUGGCGAGAUUGAAGAAUGCACCCUGCACUUUAGAGACCAUGGGGACAACUAUGGGUUUGUGACUUAUUACGACACCAAGAAUGCAUUCACGGCCAUCGAGAAUGGAAGCAAGCUACGCAAGUCUGAUGAGCUGCCGUUUGAUCUCUGCUUUGGUGGAAGGAGACAGUUCUGCAAGUCCAACUAUGCUGACCUGGAUUCGAGUAGAGAGUACGAUACAUUGUCUGGCAAAGACAAGUUUCAUGCACUAGACUUCGACACUUUAUUGAAGCAGGCCCAGCAGACUCAGAAGAGGUAACAAGAGGCCUGCAGCAGGAAGCGGCUGACACUUACCUCAGAGCCAACUGUUGGCUCCUCACCUGCAUACAUUGUCUUUACAUUUAAGUUGUUGCAUUAGUUUUAUUUUGUUUAUUUUGUUUCUGCAAGCUACCACCUUCUAUUGAAGUGAAGAUUUGUAAUGAAAGUAGUAAAAGAAAAAAAAUGGAAUAAGUGAAAUUAUUUUUUUUUUAAAGUUUAUUUAAAUGUAUAAACCAAAUUUGAAUUGUAUCGAGAGAAUCAUUUUUAAAAGGGGAAAUGUAAGUGAAAUGGAGCUCUCUCAUUGCUGGGAGAGGUUGUGAUACAUUAAAUGUACUUCAAACCUAAAUAAAAUAAAAUAAA
Cottoperca gobio is the source of this 4470-nucleotide messenger RNA. It is a transcript of the gene pprc1, whose product is annotated as PPARG related coactivator 1. Lineage: Eukaryota; Metazoa; Chordata; Actinopteri; Perciformes; Bovichtidae. Gene Ontology annotation, molecular function: transcription factor binding; RNA binding. Gene Ontology annotation, cellular component: nucleus. Gene Ontology annotation, biological process: positive regulation of transcription by RNA polymerase II. The transcript is spliced from 14 exons. The record is from RefSeq and is a predicted model, not a curated record. The coding region runs from base 104 to 4111 and encodes 1335 amino acids.